Molecule: messenger RNA, 1407 nt
Organism: Peromyscus leucopus (white-footed mouse)
Lineage: Eukaryota; Metazoa; Chordata; Mammalia; Rodentia; Cricetidae
Product: upstream-binding factor 1-like protein 1
Exons: 1
Coding region: 181-1407 (408 amino acids)
Source: RefSeq, a predicted model, not a curated record
AAAUUCCAAUAAGGAAGUCUAACAUUCAUUUUAUUUCUCUUCAGAAUUACAGAUUCACUCUAACUGUGAAAUUCAGAAACUAUCUACAAAGUUGUACGUGUUUGUCUAAGCAGUUUGAGCUACUAUUGACGUGUUUGCAAAACUGAGAUAUUAUUAGUGGGCACAGAACCUAAGCUAGUGAUGGCAUCACUUGAUAAAGAUUAUCCAUGGUCCCAAGAAGACAUUCUGAAGUUACUGGAAUGCAUCAAGAAAAAUAUCCCCUCAGAUGACUCCACAUCAUUCAAAAAAACCCAGGAAGACCUAGACUGGGGCAAAGUGGCUUUUAAACAUUUUUCAGGCAAAAUGUGCAAACAAAAGUGGAUGCAACUUUCUCAUACUUUGAGGAAGUUCCGCACACUGUCAGAAUUAGUGCUAGAAGCCAGUGAACAUAUGAAACAACAGCCCAAAAGGAAGAAACACCCUGACUUCCCCAAAAGACCCCUGACUGCCUAUAUGCGCUUCUACAAGGAGCAGCGGGCCAAGUACUCUCAGCGCUAUCCUAAAUACAACAACUCGCAGCUGGCCAAACUCCUGGCUGAGAAAUACAAUCAGCUGCCAGGGGAGAUCAAGGAGAAAUACAUUCAGGACUUCCAGAAGAAGAAGCGGGACUUUGAGGAGAAAGUGACUAAAUUCAAGAGAAGCCAUCCUGAUGUAGAGCAUUAUAAGUAUAAGAAAUCUGUGGUGCUCAGGAGCCAGGAAACCAAAGUCCCUAAGAAAUCACAAAGAAAUAUGGAAAACAUGAAGUCUCCUCCAAAAACAGAUCUUCCCAAAACAUCUCCCUCAGUGAUGAAAUUUCAGGGAGAACCCAAGAAACCUCCUAUGAAUGGAUACCACAAAUUUCACCAAGAUUCGUGGUCAAGUCUGGAGCUGCGCCAUCUACCCUUGAGGGAGCGCUGGGUUGAGAUGAGCAGAAGAUGGCACCGAGUCCCGAAGAGCCAGAAAGAGCACUAUAACAGCCAGGCCGAGGAGCUACAGAAACAAUACUGGGUAGACAUGGACCUCUGGCUCAAGGGAUUGUCAUCUGAGGAGUAUGCCGCCUACAGAGAGGCGAAGGCAACCUAUGGUAAGGGAAAGAACUUCGCCAUGUCUGGACAGACAUAUCAGCAGUCUGCUUCAGCAGAGGAGCAGCAAAAUAGGUCUCGGGAAAUGCAAGGGCUGCUGACUCCUGGAACAGAUUCCUCGGAGACUAUUGAGGGCGCUGAUGGUGGCUCCCAAGUAUCCAGGCAGAAUAUGAUGGAAGAUGGAAAAGAGGAAGACUCUAGCAGCUCCUUGGAUGACUCUAGCACUCUGAUGACAGACUCUCUAGCAGCUCUGACGACUAGCACUCCGAUCACUCUGCACUCCGACGACUCGCACUCUGACAUCUGA